GGGAGGGGGGAAUAAAGAACAAAGGGAUCAUAUAAACUAUGCAGGUCCAAUCUGCCCCUGCGAGCCCGGAUUGUGCCGCUGCUGCGCCCUAGCGCGGUCUGUGCCCGGGAGAGACUUGCACUAAACCCCGGUCCCCAGCCCCUGGCUCCAACCCCUGAGCUGGAGACUGCAGGUAAUUGAGAGAGACCUGGGAGAAAGUGCUGGCUGGGGCUGGGCAGGAAAGUGACUCUGCACAAAGGGUCCCGGGAGUCUCAGCUCUUGCAGCCCCUGGGAAAUAAUCUGUUCCCUUUGUUAUCAAUGCACCCGUGGGACGGGGUCUGAGCUGCACUGGCAACAAUGAAGCGGCUGCUCUUUCGCUCCAGGAUGCAGACUGGAGGUUCAGGUGAGAAGAGAAGCUGCAGGGGGCCAAGAACAGUUCCCAGAGGUGUUGCGAGGAAGGAAGAGAGGAAAAACGAGACAGAGGUGGAGGCGUUGAGGUGUGAAAGAAGAAAUUCCCAUCUGAUGUUCUCCAAGAUGCUUUCAAAGAGCGUGACACAAAAACUGGACACAAUACUCCAGCUGCCACAUGGACCAAGAGGAAGAGCCCUGUGUCCUGGACUCUGAUGAUUCUUCAGAAAAGGAGACCCCGAGAGGCCCUCAGGCAGCAGGUGAUGAGACAGUGACUGAGAACGAGGAGCAGAAUCCUCAGCAGGAAGAUCCUGAGCGAGUGGAACCACAGCGAACAGUAUCGGGAAGAGAUGAAGGUGGUGUUUCCAUGAGUCCUGAGCUGGGAGAAGCCCGGGAGAAUCACCCUUAUAAAUGCCCUGACUGUGGGAAAAGCUUCCGAUGGAGCUGCCGCUUCACUGAACAUCAGAGAAUCCAUACAGGGGAGAAAACCUCUAUCUGUGCUGACUGCGGGGAGAGCUUCAGUCGUUACUCAAACUUCACGAGGCACCGCAGGAUCCAUACUGGAGAGAAACCCUACAUCUGUCCCGACUGUGGGAAAAACUUCGGUCGCACUUCUGACCUCAUUAUACACCAGAGAUUGCAUACGGGAGAGAGACCCUUCAAAUGCCCUCAGUGUGGGAAAAGCUUCAGCCGCAGCUCGUACCUCAUUCCUCACCAGAGGACACACACAGGAGAGAGGCCCUAUAAAUGCCCCGUCUGUGGGAAGAGCUUCAACCUGAGCUCAAACCUUAUCAGGCAUCAGAGGAUCCACACAGGAGAAAAACCCUAUAGAUGCCCUGACUGUGGGAAAAGCUUCUAUCUGAGCUUACACCUCAUUAGGCACCAAAGAGUCCAUAUUGAAAGAAAAUCCUAUGACUGCCCCGACUGCGGGAAAAAGUUCAUUCGGAGCUCAGCCCUGAUUACACACCACAGACUCCACACGGGAGAGAGACCCUAUAAAUGCGCCAACUGUGGGAAAAGCUUUGGCAUGAGCUCAGACCUGAUCAGACACCAGAGAUCCCACACGGGCGAGAGACCCUACAGAUGUGGUGAAUGUGGGAAAAGCUUCAGUGUGAGCUCCAAGCUCAUCAGACAUCAGGGAACACAUGUGACAGAGAAACCUUUCCGUUGUCCCAAAUGUGGGGAAGGCUUCGCCACCAGCUCCAAACUCGUUAAACAUCAGAAACACCACCUGGAACAGAAACCCUACAAAUGUGGGGACUGCUGGAAAAGCUAUAGCCACAGUUCUGAACUCCUCAGGCAUCAGCGAGCCCACACUGGAGAGAGACCCUAUAAGUGCCCCGACUGUGGGAAAGGGUUUAGUCGGAGUUCGCACCUUAUCAGGCAUCAGAAAAUCCACAGGAGAUAGGCAUGGGUCCUGGUCCUUCCUCUAGGGCUUUUCAAACAAAUUUAGUUAUAAAUAAUUGGUGGUGUGGAGAUUCAUGUGUGGGAGAGGCACAGACAAGGGUGAAGGGGAAAUGCGGAGGAAGAAAAAUAAGUUUGGGGGCUGGUGAGUCAGUUGUUUGGGGUUUGUGGGGAGGGAACUGGGAUUUUUUUUUUGUCUCAAAAUUUCUUAAAUUUCCCAUGCUCAUUCCACACCCUUUUUCUCUGGCCUGGCAGGAUGUGGAACAUCAGGUGAGAUGGGACUUGAAUUAUGUAAUUCACUAGGGCCAGAGACUAGAUUUUCUUGACUAGGGAAACUGAGGAGCUGCACUGACGCUACACCUAAAGGAAGUGCCGGUCUGAUGCUAUAUGGAGAGGAUGUGAGAUGUGAUACCAUUCCUACUGUCACCUGUGUUUCCAGCACCAGAGUAUGAGAGACAGCAAAUCUGUAAUCGGAGAGGGGGAAAUACCACAGACUGGCAUAUGAUUUACCCGUGGCUCUCACUGCUGCAAGAGCAGGCAGAUCUGUAGUGUAUCCUUACAGCACCAUAGCACAGACUGGAAAUCUGCAUUGUAACAUCCAGUGGAGCUGGACAAUUCAUGUCCAGGCUCUGGAUUUAACCUGGUAUGUAUAUAAAAAUGUGUACACAUGUAUGUAUAUUAUUUCCCAGGUGAAACUUGCAUCAGUGCAAGCUAAUAGCUUCUCAGUGAGUGGCAUCUGUAUCACACAGAGUACAUCCCUAGUUUAAACAUUAGAGUCCCCUUUUGAUGCCAGAUGACUUGUCUUGGGGUACCGAGUUUCACCCAAGGUACCUAGAACCCAAUGACAUAGAAUCAAUGAAUGAUAGUGAGAGCACUGAGACUGGAGAACUCGCUGCACUAGCGUGGCGGGAGGCUCCGUGCACCCGCCCACUCCACCCCAGUGGACAGCCCAAGCAAAAGGCUGUCAUUAUUUUGAACUUUUUUAGUGGCCUUUUCCUUCCCUCCUAUCCUCCUCCCAAACCGCA
This is a messenger RNA of Mauremys reevesii (Reeves's turtle), 2816 nucleotides long. Its product is annotated as zinc finger and SCAN domain-containing protein 2-like. The record is from RefSeq and is a predicted model, not a curated record. Bases 566 to 1795 code for a protein of 409 amino acids. NCBI's taxonomy places the organism in Eukaryota, Metazoa, Chordata, Testudines, Geoemydidae. The transcript is spliced from 4 exons.